AUCAAUAUCAACAAGUUCAACAGCAUUAGCUUCAUUAACAGAUGCAAUUAUUUCACUUUAUACAUAUCCAUAUGAAUGUACAGAACAAUUAAGUUCACGAUUAUUAGGUAUACAAUCGUUAUGGGAUGUUUUACAAGCAUUUCAUUGUAAAGAUUUACCAGAUAUAUCAAUAAUGACAACUAAAUUACAAACAGAUAUGAAUACAUUGAAAGGUCGUCAAUUUUCUAAUGGUGGAUUUGGUUAUUGGACAAAUAGGAAUGAUGCUUAUGCUGAUCCAUUUGUAAGUGUAAAUACUGCACAUUGUUUGGUUGUUGUUAUAAAAAAACAGAUAUGUAAUGUUGACAUGUAUAUGUUAGAUAAUGUAUUGAACUAUCUUACAAAUAUUGAAUCCGAAAUUGAUAAAUUACCCUAUAGUAAACAUUGGUGUGAAACAACUCGAUUUAGUUUGAUCAGUUAUGCAUUAUAUGUGCGUGCGAAACAUCUUCAAAUUGUAGCUAAUGAAGCAUUAGAAUUAUUUGUACGAAGUGGAUUGAAUAAACUUAGUUUAGAAGCAUUAGGCUGGUUGUUAAUAUCAUUAUCUACAGAGAAAAAUGAUAAGACAGAUCAAUUAAUUGAAACAAUAUAUAAACAUUUGAAAGGUAAAGUAAAUGAAACAAGUGAAACAGCAAAUUUUAUAACAUCCUAUGGUGAUGAUGAUCAAUCCGUUAUGUUACAUUCAGAUCAACGAACAGAUGCUAUUCUAUUAGAAGCAUUAUUAUAUAUUGAUCCAGACUCAACUCUUUGUACGAAGUUAUGUAAAGGUUUACAAGCACAUAAAGUUAAAGGUGCAUGGAAAUCAACACAAGAAAAUUGUUUCGUAUUAAUUGCAUUAGAAAAAUAUUUUCUUAUCAAAGAAAAAGAUACACCAGAUUUUAUCGCUAAUAUUUGGUUAGAUAAUGAUUAUUGUGGUCAACAUCAAUAUAAAGAUCGAACAACAGAUACACAUACAGUAAAUAUUCCAAUGAAAGUAGUUUUGUCAUCAUCAUCAUCCAAUGCAGAAAUUGAUGAUCAGAAUAAAAAUUUAGUCAUGCAGAAAGAUGGCAGUGGUCGAUUAUAUUAUCGUAUUGCAUUA
Messenger RNA from Adineta steineri, 1111 nucleotides. The record is from the annotation of a GenBank genome assembly. NCBI's taxonomy places the organism in Eukaryota, Metazoa, Rotifera, Eurotatoria, Adinetida, Adinetidae.